Phodopus roborovskii (desert hamster) is the source of this 2248-nucleotide messenger RNA. RefSeq names its product ubiquitin like modifier activating enzyme 3 (gene Uba3). Bases 77 to 1465 code for a protein of 462 amino acids. NCBI's taxonomy places the organism in Eukaryota, Metazoa, Chordata, Mammalia, Rodentia, Cricetidae. The record is from RefSeq and is a predicted model, not a curated record. Gene Ontology annotation, molecular function: NEDD8 activating enzyme activity. The transcript is spliced from 18 exons. Gene Ontology annotation, cellular component: cytoplasm; nucleus. Gene Ontology annotation, biological process: protein neddylation.
UCAUUUACUUGCAGCCCCGCCCCUCUCGGGCGGGCCUACCCGCCGCGAGGACCUCUGGGAAGAGGCGGGGAACAAUAUGGCGGAUGGCGAGGAGCCGGAGAAGAAAAGAAGGAGAAUAGAGGAGCUGCUGGCUGAGAAAAUGGCUGUUGAUGGUGGGUGUGGGGACACUGGAGACUGGGAAGGUCGCUGGAACCAUGUAAAGAAGUUCCUCGAGCGAUCUGGACCCUUCACACACCCCGAUUUCGAACCAAGCACUGAAUCGCUGCAGUUCUUAUUAGAUACAUGUAAAGUUCUAGUGAUUGGAGCUGGUGGCUUAGGAUGUGAGCUCCUGAAAAACCUGGCCUUGUCUGGUUUUAGACAGAUUCAUGUUAUAGAUAUGGACACUAUAGAUGUUUCCAAUCUAAAUAGGCAGUUUUUAUUUAGGCCUAAAGAUGUUGGAAGACCCAAGGCUGAAGUUGCCGCAGAAUUCCUAAAUGACAGAGUUCCUAACUGCAAUGUUGUCCCACAUUUCAACAAGAUUCAAGAUUUUAACGACACUUUCUACCGACAGUUUCAUAUUAUUGUAUGUGGCCUGGACUCUAUCAUAGCCAGAAGAUGGAUAAAUGGAAUGCUGAUAUCUCUUCUAAAUUAUGAAGAUGGGGUGUUGGAUCCAAGCUCUAUUGUCCCAUUGAUAGAUGGGGGGACAGAAGGCUUUAAAGGAAAUGCCCGGGUGAUUUUGCCUGGAAUGACUGCUUGUGUUGAAUGCACUCUGGAACUUUAUCCACCUCAGGUCAAUUUUCCCAUGUGCACCAUUGCAUCUAUGCCCAGGCUCCCAGAACACUGUAUCGAGUAUGUAAGGAUGUUGCAGUGGCCCAAAGAGCAGCCUUUUGGAGAUGGAGUUUCAUUAGAUGGAGAUGACCCUGAACAUAUUCAAUGGAUUUUCCAAAAGUCUGUAGAGAGAGCAUCACAAUAUAAUAUUAGAGGUGUUACCUAUAGACUCACUCAAGGGGUAGUAAAACGAAUCAUUCCUGCAGUAGCUUCUACAAAUGCAGUCAUCGCAGCUGUGUGUGCCACUGAGGUUUUUAAGAUAGCCACAAGUGCAUACAUUCCCCUUAAUAAUUACUUGGUAUUCAAUGAUGUAGAUGGACUGUACACAUACACAUUUGAAGCAGAGAGAAAGGAAAAUUGUCCUGCAUGUAGCCAGCUUCCUCAAAACAUUCAGUUUUCCCCAUCAGCUAAACUACAAGAGGUUCUAGACUAUCUGACCAAUAAUGCUUCCCUGCAAAUGAAGUCUCCAGCUAUCACAGCCACAUUAGAGGGGAAGAACAGGACACUUUACUUACAGUCAGUAACAUCUAUUGAAGAACGGACAAGGCCCAAUCUUUCCAAGACAUUAAAAGAAUUGGGACUCGUUGAUGGACAAGAACUGGCUGUUGCUGAUGUCACCACACCACAGACUGUGCUCUUCAAACUUCAUUUUACUUAAUCUAUGUAUAAUAGAAAAUUCAUAGAAAUAAUAUACUCUGUGAAUGUUAAGGAAUCUAAUUGAAGAGCAGGGAAGAUGAGCAGAGGAGACACCAAAACAGGAAAUGUAAUUGAUGUCAUUUUUAGCAUUCGUGUCACUAGAGUUUGACUUUUAUAUAUACAUAUAUAUAUAUAUAUAAAAAAAAAAUGAAUGCCUCUUUUUUAACUUUAUAAGUUUCUCUUGAAAAUUGAACUUUGGGGUUGGGCUAGUAGCAUUUUCAUUAGUAAUAUGUAAAACGAUGCCUGGAGAGAAAGAUUAUGAACAAAUGUAUUGGUUCUUUAAAGCAGGACAAAUACUGUCUUUUGUGUGAGUUUGUUAUUAUGGUCAAAGAACAUAAUCCUCAGCUCGUAUUUGAGCAUCCACAUGUAUAGAAAUGUAUCCUUGAGUGGAAAUGAGGAAUUAUGUUUUAAGAACAUUAAAUAUUACAACCUGACAUCUAGAGUAUAUCAGACAUAGACUGUUUCUUCAUUACUACUCAUAUAAUUGUGGCUAUCCAAAUGUGUAUUAAUUAUUGUAGAGUUUAACUUGUCCAUAAUAAUUUGUAAACAGUAUUACAGAUUAAUUCUUGUGCAUGGAAAUAUUAAGUAUUUUCAUGUGUUUAUUUGCAAUGCCAUAGAGGUCAGUGUGCACAAACUUAAACCAAGACAAUGGGUAUUCAAAGAAAAUGAAUGUUUAAACAGUUAUCACUGAUGCUUUUGCACUAUUUAUUAAUAAAGUCAUACAUUGUCUACUUUUUAUUGAAAA